UACCAAACAAAAUUUAACAUUUUUAGAUUUUUGGAAAAGAAAUUUUGACUAUGGAUAAUAUCGAAAUAACUAAUCCCAUUAUUAGUCAGCCGGAGAAUUUGUCUUCUGAUGAAUUUAAAGCCUUGUUGACCGAUUGGUACGAAGAAAAAGGCAUUUUAUCCCAAUUGAGGGCGCAACUCAGGUUUAAAAUGAUUAAUGUCCUUAAAAAUACAGCAAUAGGCAGGGAAAUAACUAAAAAAACGUCCCAAACGUCAAUGUGCCUGUCGAAACAUGCCGUUAAUUUGAUAGUGGCAGAAUUUUUAAUGAAAAACAACUACGAAUAUUCACUUUCAAUUUUCAACACUGAAGCAGGCCUGUGCAACAUGUAUACGAACAAUUUAGUAAAUCAGAGCGAAAAGAAUUUGCUUCAAUUUGAUUUGGACAAUUUGAUUAAUAUAUUAGAGCUCGUCGGUAUUAAUAAAAUGUCCGAAUUAUUUUCAAAUAUCCUCGACAGAUUUUGCAGUAACGAAGAAAAUGUUUCGGUUCUUGCAUGUUUGAUAAACAUGUUGAGUCACCUAUCAAUGGACUCGGAAGUGGACCCCCCUGACUUAAAGCAAAAAAUGUUUGCAGAUUUGACAUGCGAACCAGAAUUUAUCAAGCAAGUAGGUAGAGUUUUAAUUGAUUCUCAUCGAUCAGUCGAUGAUAUAGGAAUGACUAUUGAGAAUCUUAAAUGUUUACACAAUAGCGAAUUAAAGAAAUUGGAAGACAGCUACAAUAAAACUAUAAACAAAUUGAGGAUAACGUUAAAAAUUAAAAACAAGCAUAUUCUACAUAUAGAUAAAAAGAAAAGAGUGACGGAAAUAAAAUUAUUUAAAAUCGUAGGUGAAUAUAAUGCACUAAAACAUCAAAUGAAAGGAUUGGUAAAAGAUAAACUGUUAAAGGAACAGGAGAUCAAGAAUUUAAAAAAUAGUAGAGAGAAUAAAUGUGAUUUAGAAUUAGAAAAUAACAAAGAAAACAACUUUAGCUGUAAGCUUGACCAUUGCGAUAACGCAUGCAGCAAUAACAAGCAAUUAAUUAUAGAGCUUCAGAAGGAUAAUCAGGAGCUUAGCAAAAGAAACGUCGAACAGCGAGAAGAAUUCACCGAAUUACAAAAGAAAUACACAGAACUUCUGAAUAAUUUUCAUUUUUUGCAAAAAAAGUUCAACUUGCUGAAUAAGGAAGUUGGUGAAAAUGAUGGAAAAUCAUCCACUAAUUUAGAAUUGAACGACCAAAGUCAUUAUGAAAACUCUGAUAGUGCAGAUAGUUUGACUGAUGAAGUAAUUCGACAAGCUUGGCUUAAAUUGGAAAAACUUGAAAAAGAAAGCAAAGAAAUUGAAGAGCAAUAUAAAUUAUAGUUUUAUAAUUGUUUGCAGAUUUAAGUGCCUUCGUAUUAAAACAUUCUGUAUUAUGUAA
Phyllotreta striolata is the source of this 1431-nucleotide messenger RNA. The record is from the annotation of a GenBank genome assembly. NCBI's taxonomy places the organism in Eukaryota, Metazoa, Arthropoda, Insecta, Coleoptera, Chrysomelidae.